GAGAUCCUUUCAAAUUUCAAGCAGUCAAACCAUUUUCCAAACAGUAAAAUAUCGCACCUCGGAGUUCCCAUCUCCCGGCCCUUAGCAGAGCGAUGUCAACCCCAUUGACCCCAACGACGGCGAGGCUCCGGCCUGCCUCUCGGCGGCGGAGUGGGCCCUAUUCUCCUCCGACUCCCUGGGCCGACAACAACCACCACGGGGAGCACCACGACCGGGCUCCGCCCUCCGCCGAUGGCAACCGCAGGCCGCGGUUUGAGAGGAUCUUCAUGGAGGAGGACGAGAUCGCGCUCCUGAAGAGCCUCUGGCACAACUCCAUCUCCUCUCCUGCCGCGAAGAUCGACCCGGCCACCUUCGAGAUAUUGGGCAGGUCCCUCGGCUCCAGGUUCACCCACAACCAGCUGUCGAACAAGCUCCGGCACAUGAGGGCAAAGUACCAUAAGCAAUCCCUCACCAAAUCCUACAUCAAGACGCCUCACGACCGCGAGACCUACGAGCUAUGCCGCAAGAUUUGGGGCGAGAACAAGGCAGAGCCCAUGGAGGAGCGAGAGGAGGUCCCGUCUCAGGAGGAGGUCCAAUCACAGCGGCAGUCCCAGUCCUGUGGACGGAACAAGCACAUGAAUGCAGCGGCAGUCGAGGAAAAGGGGAACGAGGAAGAUGGGGUUGAUCUCGGGAAAUUCCCGGUGUUAGUCGAGGAGUGCGAGAAGGCCUUGGAGGGGAAUGGAGUGUGGAGGCAAGUGCUGAAGUGUCUGGACGAAGGGAAGAUGAGGGAGAUGAACGACAAGUUGGUGAUGUUGAAGUAUGAGGAGGCUGGCCUGAUGGCUAAGAAGGCUGAGCUGGUUCAGGAGCUUACCAGGAUGAUUCUCAGAGCCAUGGCUGCUUCUUGCUCAUCUACGAGAACCGCUGCUUGAUCGUUGAAACCCGGUGAUUGCAUUAAUUUUAGACAUCUUAUUACGCAGAAACUGAGUAGGAUGCUCCGUGAAGUUCAAUGACUGUAAUAGUAGAUCGAGCUGUAAGAAACUCGUGGCGUUCUUAGUAAAUGAAAGUCAGUUUGAAGCUUUCGAUGGAUA
Punica granatum (pomegranate) is the source of this 1067-nucleotide messenger RNA. NCBI's taxonomy places the organism in Eukaryota, Viridiplantae, Streptophyta, Magnoliopsida, Myrtales, Lythraceae. The record is from RefSeq and is a predicted model, not a curated record.